Striga asiatica is the source of this 1928-nucleotide messenger RNA. NCBI's taxonomy places the organism in Eukaryota, Viridiplantae, Streptophyta, Magnoliopsida, Lamiales, Orobanchaceae. The record is from the annotation of a GenBank genome assembly.
AUAAAGAUAGACUAGCUGAAACUGAAUGAUGUCAGGGCAAAAUGGGCUUUUGAUAUGAGCCAUUAGAUUCCCCCAACGUCAGAAAAAAGUGAAAAAACCAUAAUGUUGUGUUCCUAACUUGCUAUAUUAGAAAAUAAAGAAAAUUCUUUUAGAUCCUCUGUUUUGCUCAGCUCUGCUCAUCCCCAGAUCUGUAUUUUUUUCUUCUUUCCCAUUAGAUCUCACCAUUUCUUCAUUUCCCACUCUCAAGACCUCACAAAAGCUUUUUGCCUAAUCCCAUAUUUCAAUCGCCAUUCGACCAAUUCAUGAAAUAGAUCUUAAAGAUCCAAUUUUAAGCAGCAGCCCACCAUCAUCCUCUUUCUCCCUAAUUAAUGGGCGCCUCACAGUCGGCUCAAAUCCCAUCUGAAGACGAGCAGCAAGAAGAAGAGGAAGACGAAGACGAUGAUGACGUGGAAGAAGACGACGAUGACGUCGUUCGGCACAGCAUUCAGAAUGACACGCGAGAUCCCGCCAUGGUGAAGAAGAUCCUGGAGCAGGAGCCGGAGAUGCUGCCGUGCCACGCGUCGGCGUCCCCGCUCUCCCCGCAGCUCUCCACCUACGGCACUCCCCGGAUGGGCCCGUCCAUCAAGGUGUGGGACCCUUACAACGUCCUCGCCCCGCCUCCGCCCCUUCCCCCGCCGCCGACCCACUUCCGCAGCACCUUCUCCGGCGCCUCCGCGGCGGACGAAGACCGGGCCAUCACCGAGGUCUACCUCAUCAGCCACGGAGAGUGCCACAUGAACCUGAGGCCCGAUUUAAUCGCCGGCCGUUGCCCCGAGGCUGCCCUCACGCCCAACGGCAAACGGCAGGCGCGGGCCCUGGCUGUCUUCUUGAAGUCGCAGGGAGUGAGGUUUAGUGCGGUGUACACUUCACCAUUGGAUCGGGUUCGGGCCACAGCCCUAUCUGUUUGCCAAGAGUUGAAUUUCUCGGAGGAGGACGUAGAAUCAUCGGAUGGUUUAACAGAGAUGAGCCAAGGGCACUGGGAAGGUUGCCACAGGUCGGACAUAUUCACAGGUGAGAUAGUAAGCAUAAUGGAGAAAUCAGAGCCUGAUUUUUGCGCCCCAUCUGGAGAGUCCCUGAGGCAGGUGGAGUUCCGUAUGGUUGAGUUCCUGAAUAGCACACUCACAUCCUUCCCCAUCAAGUUGAGGCCCGAUUUCUCCCCACCCGACCACCCGACCGAAAGCCCGAUACCACCCCCCAACUGGGACUUGCUCCACAGGCACCGCCACCGCAAGAAAUCCGGCAAGAGCCGGCUUCAGGUCGUCACAACUGGCGAUAACGAGGCUGAUGACGAGAUGUCCCCUCGUGUCCCCAUUGUCCGAGACUUGAGUGUUAGGACAACUAGUAACAACAAUACUACUAAUAAUCACCAUUUCAUUGUGUCUACUUGUGUUGGGGUUUUCACUCACCCCACACCCAUCAAAUGCCUGUUGACCGGAAUCCUCGGUUGCAGUCCGGCUAUGUCCAACAAGAUUUGCGUCGAAGAUUCUUCGGUCACCGUGCUCCAGCAUUCUUGGAAGCUCGGCUGGCAGAUUAAGAGAUUGAACGAUACAUCACAUCUUAGGCUUCUCUGAAUUCUUUUAUAAUUACAUACUCAGACUGAGUGUUUUUCAUUAUUUAUUCUACUCUACUUAUUGUUACUGUAUUUUGGGUUGCAUGAUUGAUGGGUUGUCCAUAUUCCAGUGAGAGAUUACUAGUUUGAUACUGGAGUUUUGGGGCAAGCGGUCAUGAUUUCAUUCUUUGUGUUUGUAGCAUUAAUUUUUUUAGUCUCUGCAGACAUAAUUUUCCUAUCUGCAAGGGAUAUUUCAAAUUGUUAUGAAAUUCUUGUUUUGUCAUUAUUCUUAUCCUUUGACAUUUUGAGUUGGAAUUCAUAAGACCACACUUUGUUGUAG